Antrostomus carolinensis (chuck-will's-widow) is the source of this 2077-nucleotide messenger RNA. Its product is annotated as agrin-like. The record is from RefSeq and is a predicted model, not a curated record. Gene Ontology annotation, cellular component: extracellular region. Lineage: Eukaryota; Metazoa; Chordata; Aves; Caprimulgiformes; Caprimulgidae. The transcript has 13 exons. Gene Ontology annotation, molecular function: protein binding. The annotation marks the transcript as partial. Gene Ontology annotation, biological process: multicellular organism development; cell differentiation.
AUGACGGCUUGCCAGUACCCCAUGGCGCCUGGGGCUUUGGAGCGGGACCGGCUGUACCAGCACAAGGUCUCUUUGGUGGUGAGAUAUUUCAUGAUCCCAUGCAACAUCUGCCUCAUCCUCUUGGCCACCUCGACGUUGGGAUUUGCCGUGCUACUCUUCCUCAACAACUACAAGCCCAAUAGUUAUUUUACUCAGACGCCGCCGACGCCGCGAGAUGCAUGUCGAGGGAUGCUGUGUGGGUUCGGGGCGGUGUGUGAGAGGAGCUCCACCGACCCCUCCCAGGCUUUCUGUGUCUGCAAGAAGACAGCUUGUCCCGUGGUGGUGGCUCCUGUCUGCGGCUCUGAUUAUUCUACCUACAGCAACGAGUGUGAGCUGGAGAAGGCCCAGUGCAACCAACAGAGACGGAUCAAAGUCAUCAGCAAGGGACCGUGCGGCUCUAAGGACCCCUGUGCAGAGGUGACCUGCAGCUUUGGCAGCACGUGUGUCCGUUCUACCGAUGGCCAGUCAGCCAAAUGUGUCUGCCCAUCGUCUUGCAGCGGCGUGCCCGAGAGCACGGUGUGCGGCAGCGACGGCAAGGACUACCGCAGCGAGUGUGACCUCAACAAGCAUGCCUGUGACAAGCAGGAGAAUGUUUUCAAGAAGUUUGAUGGAGCCUGUGACCCUUGCAAAGGUGUCCUCAACGACAUGAACCGUGUUUGCCGGGUGAACCCCCGCACCCGAAGGGCUGACCUGCUCCCCCGCCCUGAGAACUGUCCCCCAAAGAGGGAGCUUGUGUGCGGUGACGAUGGGGUGACUUAUGACAACGAGUGUGUGAUGGGGCGUUCAGGGGCCAUCCGAGGACUGGAGAUCCAGAAGGUGCGUUCAGGGCAGUGCCAGCAGCAGGACAAAUGUAAGGAUGAGUGCAAGUUCAACGGUGUCUGUCUGAACCGCCGCGGCACCACGCGCUGCUCCUGUGACCGUAUCACCUGCCACGGUGCCUACAGACCUGUCUGUGCCCGGGACAGCCGCACCUACGGCAACGACUGCGAGCGCCGGAAAGCUGAGUGCCAUCAGAAAGCUGCCAUCCCAGUAAAGCACAGUGGACCCUGUGACCUGGGCACACCCAGCCCGUGCUUAAGCAUGGAGUGCACCUUUGGGGCCACCUGUGUGGUGAAGAACCAGGAGGCUGUGUGUGAGUGCCAGCAGGUAUGCCAGGGCCGCUACGACCCCGUCUGCGGCAGCGACAACCGCACCUACGGCAACCCCUGCGAGCUGGACUCCAUGGCCUGUGUCCUCAAGAGGGAGAUCAAAGUGAAACACAAGGGACCCUGUGACCGUUGUGGCAAGUGCCAGUUUGGUGCCAUCUGCGAGGCGGAGACGGGAAGGUGCGUGUGCCCCACGGAGUGUGUUCCCUCCUCGCAGCCCGUGUGUGGCACAGAUGGCAACACGUAUGGCAGCGAGUGUGAGCUCCACGUCCGGGCGUGCACGCAGCAGACGAACAUUUUGGUGGCUGCCCAAGGAGACUGCAAGUCCUGCGGCAGCACGGUGUGCUCCUUCGGCAGCAAGUGCGUGGGUGGGCAGUGCGUGUGCCCGCGCUGCGAGAGGCAGCCCUUCGCCCAGGUGUGCGGGAGCGAUGGCCUCACCUACGACAACCAGUGUGAAAUGCAGGUGGCCUCCUGCCAGCAGAAGAAGAGCAUUGAGGUGGCCAAGAUGGGGCCGUGUGAGGACGCUGAGUGUGGCUCGGGGGGCUCGGGCUCUGGCGACGGUAGUGAGUGUGAACAGGACCGGUGCCGGCAGUACGGGGGCUGGUGGGACGAGGACGCAGAGGACGAUCGCUGUGUGUGUGACUUCACCUGCCUGGCAGUGCCACGCAGCCCGGUGUGUGGCUCUGAUGGUGUGACCUACACCAAUGAGUGUGAGCUGAAGAAGACACGGUGUGAAAAACGCCAGGAUCUCUAUAUCAGUAGCCAAGGAGCCUGUCGUGCCCUUGCCACAACCCCACCACCUCUCCUGGUUGUGCACUGCAGCCAGACCAUCUAUGGAUGCUGCCCAGACAACAUGACCUUGGCGCUUGGAGUGGGUGCAGCUGGAUGCCCAA